AUGGAUUCGAAGCUAGUUCUUCUUUUCGCCUUUUUUGGGGCAUGCAUGGCAGGAAUCCCCAGACAAAUGGAUAAACGAUCUCCAAACGCUUGUGGAGGAAGUUGUCCAGCUUUCUGCGCACCUGCAUGUAUUCCAAUGUGUUGUUACGCUCAACCAGCUCAACCACCACCACCACCUGGUCCACCAGGAGCCCCAGGACCAUUAGGUGCCCCAGGACCAUCUGGACCAAACGGACCACCAGGACCACCAGGGCCACCAGGACCACCAGGACUUCCAGGACCACCAGGACCACCAGGAGCUCCAGCUGGACCACCCGGACCACCAGGAGGACCAGGACCAAACGGACCACCCGGAAACCGUGGACCACCCGGACCACCAGGACCACAAGGACCAAAUGGACCACCAGGACCUAAUGGACCACCAGCUCCACCACCACCCCCACCACCACCACCACCACCACCAUGCCCAGCUAUCUGCAUUACCCAGUGUGUCCCAUCUUGCCCACCACCAUGUUGCCCACAGAAGAAGCAUUAG
This is a messenger RNA of Hydra vulgaris (swiftwater hydra), 534 nucleotides long. RefSeq names its product pulmonary surfactant-associated protein D-like. The record is from RefSeq and is marked provisional. Lineage: Eukaryota; Metazoa; Cnidaria; Hydrozoa; Anthoathecata; Hydridae.